Molecule: messenger RNA, 1342 nt
Organism: Hyaloscypha bicolor E
Lineage: Eukaryota; Fungi; Ascomycota; Leotiomycetes; Helotiales; Hyaloscyphaceae
Exons: 3
Source: RefSeq, a predicted model, not a curated record
AUGCGUCUCUUACACACCAAGACUCUCGAGCUACACGAGUUCUUCGGUAACAAAAUUCCUCCUUAAGCCAUUCUAUCGCACACUUGGGACGAAGGUGAAGUUUCUUUCCAGGAGCUGCGUUCUAGUGGCGGCAAAAACAAGGCAGGAUAUGACAAAAUACGCGGGUGCUGUGAAAUGGCAGUUUCAGAUGGCUUUCAAUAUGCUUGGGUGGAUACCUGCUGUAUCGACAAGCAGUGCUGAGCUUUCAGAAGCCAUCAAUUCCAUGUACAACUGGUAUCGACUUUCUGACGUCUGUUACGUCUACUUGCCAGAUGUUGCUACUAAUUUGGGAACAAAAGCUACCGAAGACGCUAUCAGAAAGAGUAGAUGGUUUACGCGCGGGUGGACGCUACAGGAAUUGAUUGCACCAUCUGGCGUCAUAUUCUUCGAUAGCAAAUGGGGCGAUCUCGGAACCAAGAAGAGCCUGGAAACAGUGAUAACCGAUAUUACAAAGAUUAAUGGGGAAGUCCUUCGAGAUGCAAACAACAUGGGAGAAUUUAGCGUCGCCCAGAAAAUGUCUUGGGCGUCGGAACGAGUGACGACCAGGGUAGAGGACAUCGCUUACUGUCUCCUGGGAAUAUUCGGCGUUAAUAUGCCAACGCUCUAUGGGGAAGGUGACCAAGCAUUCGGCAGACUCCAAGAGGAAAUUAUGAAGAGCACGUUGGACCACUCUAUUUUUGCCUGGACUGAAACGUCCUAUUUCGGUCACGGACUCCUUGCGCCUACACCGGCUUGUUUUACGAACUCGGGGAAUAUCGUCCAAUGCAAAAAUACAACAGCCAGUCCUUUCACCUCCGCCAACAAAGGAAUAAAUCUCCAUCUCCGCCUGAAGACCUUUGAUAAAUCUAUACUAUGCCUCGCGGUUCUUGACUGCUAUGAUGCCAUGGUUGAUGAUAUGAAGCUCUUGGGGAUUUAUCUUGAAAGACAGUCCGAGAAGAGUGACGUCUUUAGAAGAAUUCGGGGUGACAAGCUAGGGAGUAUGGGCAGAGAGCGAGUCAUGUUAGAUGCCCUUUCCUAUCAAAGUUGCUGUCUCUCGGUACACGGGUUGAAAGAAAGUGGAAGCGAAGUCAGGUGAUCCUAGCAACAUGUUCAAAUAUAGUACUUUCCAUUUCUGGGAAACCAACUCCCUUCAAUGGUUUUUCCUAAUACUGCGGCAGAAGAGACGGAGAAUUUGGUCGGGCCUAUGGACGCAAGAAUCACUGAGAGUGAGUGUUGUCGAACAUAUUCCAGAUCAGUGUGUCAAAUGAGUAGAGUAGAGUAGAGUAGUGGGUCCUACUCAUACUCUACUCAACCAAUUAUAGCG